This is a messenger RNA of Cannabis sativa, 2239 nucleotides long. RefSeq names its product flowering time control protein FCA. The transcript has 14 exons. The coding region runs from base 427 to 1719 and encodes 430 amino acids. The record is from RefSeq and is a predicted model, not a curated record. Gene Ontology annotation, molecular function: protein binding; mRNA binding. Gene Ontology annotation, cellular component: cytoplasm; ribonucleoprotein complex; nucleus. NCBI's taxonomy places the organism in Eukaryota, Viridiplantae, Streptophyta, Magnoliopsida, Rosales, Cannabaceae.
AAGAAAAAAUAGGAAGCGGGAAGAGUCUUUGGGGAGAAAGAGUUCUCGUCUUCUUCCUUUCAAGUGUUUUUCGAAUUCACUCAUCCCAAUCUUACUCUGCUUCACUCUGUAAUUUAGGGUUAGGGUUUCGUAAUAGCUCAAAUUACUCAAGAGUUAGCGAAGCUGGAGAGGCAAAGAGGAUUCGGCGACCACCAGGUCCAGGAUUCUCACCGCAAUUUGCAUCCCGGGACUUCCACUUCCUCUUCGUCUUGGUCUUCUGGUGACUUUCACCAUAAUCAUCAACCCUACUAUCAAGACCAGAGUUUUAAUGAUCCCAAUUACAAUAACACUCACCAGUCCCACUACUACCACCAUUCCGUUCGCCCUGACCACCACUCAGGCCUCUUCAAUGGCGCCAUUACCUAUGGUUCGGGUCAUCACGUGCCUAUGUCUGAACGUAAAAGGAGUUGGUCUCAUUCGAACAGAGGAAACUCGCCAGAUCGAGUAGAUGGUUAUGGUCUUGCAAAACUUUAUGUUUCUCAUAUUCCAAGAACAGCAGUUGAGCAAGAUAUCCGUCCCCUGUUCGAACAACAUGGAAAUGUAGCUGAGGUUAUUCUUUUGAAGGAUAGGAGUACAGGCCAACAACAAGGAAGCUGUUUUGUGAAAUUUGCAACAACAUUUGAAGCGGACAAGGCAAUUGCAGCUCUAAACAAUCAACAUUAUUUUCCUGGGGAACAAGUACCUAUUACGGUGAAGUAUGCAGGCAAGCCAGAUAGAGAAAGAGAAAGAGAACGAGAACGUCAUGGGGCACCUGAUAAUAAAGUGUUCGUUGCGAUGUUAAACAAGGAAGCUUCAAGGGAGGAAAUUAUGGAGAUAUUUUCUCCAUAUGGUUUUGUUGAAGACGUCUACAUUAUUCUUGAUGAAAUGAAGCAAAGUCGUGGAUGCGGGUUUGUUAGAUUUUCUCAUGCAGACAUGGCCGCCACAGCAAUCAAAGCAUUAAAUGGAACUUACACUAUGAGGGGUUGUGAUAGGCCAUUAGCAGUACGUUUUGCAGAACCUAAGAAAGUUAGGAAUGGAGAAGGAAGGAACAAUAAGAUGUUUAGUGGAAUGCCCUUUGGCCCCCAUUCUCAUGAACCAGUUGUUAGGACAACAACCAACCUGGGUGAAUCCAUGUUGGGGCAUAACCGGCCUAAUGCACCUUAUCUUGCACAACUUUUCUCGUUAACGACACAACCACAAGCAGUUUCUUUGGUGGCAAACCAGGAACCUCUACAGUUGUCGCAGAUGCAAAAUAUAAAAACAUCCACUCAACAAUUUCAAGGUGAAGUUCAUGAUUUUCCAAGGCAGUUGCAUCUGAUUCAACCUUCGAAACAAACGCUAGAGCAGCAAAAGCUGUCUCAGGCUAGCGGACAAUCGCCUCUACCAACAGUCAGCAGUUCCCAGGAAGUUGCUUACAAUAUUCCCAGAGCUGCAGUGCUUGCAAAUCCUCAGACACCCGAACUUCCAGAAUGUGAUUGGAGUGAGCAUACCUGCCCUGAUGGGCAUAAGUAUUAUUAUAAUUGUAUCACUCGUGAAAGCUUGUGGGACAAGCCCAAGGAAUAUGGUUUGUUUGAGGAACAGUUAAAGGAGAGACAGCAGCAAGCUGCUGUCCACAAGCUUCAGUCUUCUUCAUUGGUUCUCUCUAAACAGCAAGCUGCUCAAACACAAGAAAGUCAAAGUCAAGCUCAUGUUCCCCCUUAAAAAUCUUAAACCUAGAAAAACCUGCUCUAUCUGCACAGGAACUUAUUCAUGUUGAAGUACAAUGACGGCAAGUUCAUGGCAUUUUGCAACCAGUGUUUUCGAAGGUAUCUGGUGCAUCUGUGAUUGAUCUUCUUGAACCACUGAAAUAUUUAUUUAGACAACAAAAGAGAUGGUUCUGCAGUGCUUUUAUAAAAUCACUGUAGUUGGUGUUAACACAUAGAGUGAUUGUCAUCUGAAGCAGCUCUCUUUAUUUCCCCAGCUGUUAAUUUCUGAUAUAGAAUAGUUUUAACAAUCCAACUAUGAAGUUCGAAGAUCAGCCUGAUUUCCCUAUUUUCCUGUCUACCUGUAUUUUAUUUUACUUUAUGAAUAGCAUUGUUGGAUAAAAGGAGUCUUUUUGGGUAAAUACCAUUUAUGUUGAUUACUGUAUGUAAAUCAGUAAAUGUAGUCGAUGUGGGGUCUAUCAUGGUUAAUAUGUAACACAUUUUUCUUAUUAAUUGAUGUUCAGCAGAAUGGAUAUAAA